AUUGCUGUUCUGUUUAGUUUUGUUUUGUUUUUUUAUAAACCUCCAAGAAUAUAAAUACCCAUUCAAGCUUUUUGUUUAUCUUACUUGUGAUGCCAAGCAGUGGUUUAGCUAUCUCUGACUGUAUGAUGUCCACACAGAGGUGGCCAGAGCAGGGUUGGGCACUUUUACAGCUGUUGUUGGUAGCGUCUUUCUCUCAGGCUGAGGAGCUGAUGUGCAGGCAGAUAGGAGAUCCAGUGAAUCCCCAGCUAUCUAAGGAUGGAGACAUUAUGUUGGGGGGAAUCUUCUCUUUUCACAGCAGCUGGAAAGAGAAGACGGAUACCUACAUACACAAACCACUGCAACUGCAAUGCAUCAGUUUGAAUUUCAGAGGGUUCCAAUUUGCUCAGGCUAUGCUCUUUGCCAUAGAGGAGAUUAAUAACAAUACAGAUCUAUUGCCUGACAUCUCUCUGGGCUAUAAGCUCUAUGAUGUCUGUGGCUCUAUUGCCAGAGGUGUCAGGGUUGCACUGGCCUUGGCUAAUGGUAACAAAGCGGUAUCUGCAGCCUCUGAGGCACCUUGUACCAAACCUGCCCAAGUGCAGGCUAUCAUGGGAGAGACUUCCUCCUCUCCUUGCAUGGCUAUAGCUACUGUCAUCGGACCUUUUCAUAUCCCACUGAUCAGCCACUUUGCUACUUGUGCUUGUCUCAGUGAUAAAACCAAGUACCCAUCCUUCCUCAGAACAAUACCCAGUGACUACUACCAGAGCAGAGCCCUGGCCCAGUUGGUCAAGCACUUUGGUUGGACUUGGAUUGGAGCCAUUAGAACAAAUGAUGAUUAUGGCAAUAAUGGCAUGGCCAUAUUCACAGAAGCUGCUCAAAAGCUGGGCAUCUGUCUGGAGUACUCUGUGUCUUUCUUUAGAACAGAUCCACCAGACAAAAUACAAAAGAUAAUUGACAUUAUCAAGACUUCAACUUCCAAGGUGAUUGUUGCUUUCCUCUCCCAUAUGGACAUGGAUGUGCUCAUACAUGAGCUGUCUCACUAUAACUUGAUUGGGCACCAGUGGGUAGGCAGUGAGAGCUGGAUAUUUGACUCCCAAACUGCAGCCAUGGAUAAGCAUCACAUUCUGGAUGGUGCCAUAGGCCUGUCCAUCCCCAAAGCACAUGUCAGUGGCAUGAGAGAGUUCAUGUUGGAUGUGAAGCCACUCAACUCAUCUGGUUAUGAAUUGUUUACAGAGUUUUGGGAGACUUUAUUUAGCUGUAAGUUCAAACAGUCAAAGCCAUCAGCAGCAAACCAGAAUGAGUGUACUGGGCAUGAAGAUGUGACUGGAAUGCAAAACAGCUUCACUGAUAUGUCACUCAUGCCUAUCUUUAACAAUGUUUAUAAGGGAGUGUAUGCUGUGGCCCACGCACUUCAUAGCAUUCUCGACUGUAAUAAAACAUGUAACAAGAAGGUGCAACUAGAUCCAUUCACGAUUUUACAGCACAUAAGAAAGAUUCAGUUCAAAACAAAGGAAGGAGAUGAGGUUUACUUUAAUGAGAAUGGAGACCCAACGGCAAAGUAUGAAAUUAUAAACUGGCAGCCAACAGAAAAUGGCAUCGUGGACUUUGUCACAGUUGGUCUUCAUGAUUCAUCGUUGCCUGCAGACAAACAGCUGAAUCUGCAAAAUAAGUCUUUAAUUUGGGCACAGAACUCACAAGAGGUGCCUUUGUCAGUUUGCAGUGAGAAAUGUCCCCCAGGAACUCGUAAGGUUCUGCAGAAAGGAAAGCCUGUCUGCUGCUAUGACUGUAUAAGAUGUGCGGAGGGAGAAAUAAGCAACAUUACAGAUUCCAUCACUUGUGUGCGAUGCCAUCCUGACUUCUGGUCAAAUGAGAGAAGAGAUGCCUGUGUAAAGAAGGAGGCAGAGUUUCUAUCAUAUGAAGAGGUCAUGGGAGCACUGCUCGCUGCUGCCUCGCUGUUUGGAACAUGUAUGACUGCUGUUGUGGCAUUCAUUUUCUUCAGAUACAGGCAGACUCCUAUUGUCAGGGCCAACAACUCUGAGCUGAGCUUCCUGCUGCUCUUCUCCUUGACUCUGUGUUUCCUGUGUUCUCUGACCUUCAUCGGUCGGCCCUCUGAGUGGUCCUGCAUGCUGCGACACACAGCAUUUGGGAUCACCUUUGUCCUCUGUAUCUCUUGUGUUCUGGGGAAAACAAUAGUGGUGUUGAUGGCCUUCAGGGCCACACUUCCAGGUAGUAAUGUGAUGAAAUGGUUUGGGCCUGCACAGCAGAAACUCAGUGUUCUGGGUUUCACUGUCAUACAAGUUGUCAUAUGUAUCUUCUGGUUAACAAUUUCUCCUCCUUUUCCAUUCAAAAAUUUGAAAGACUUCAAGGACAAAAUCAUCUUAGAGUGCGCUCUGGGCUCAGCUGUAGGCUUUUGGGCUGUACUUGGGUACAUCGGACUUCUGGCCAUGUUGUGUUUUAUUCUUGCUUUUCUUGCUCGGAAACUUCCUGAUAAUUUCAACGAAGCCAAAUUUAUCACCUUUAGCAUGUUGAUAUUUUGUGCAGUAUGGAUCACUUUUAUCCCAGCGUAUGUCAGCUCUCCUGGGAAGUUCAGUGUUGCUGUGGAGAUAUUUGCAAUUCUGGCUUCAAGUUUUGGGCUGCUGAUUUGUAUUUUUAUUCCAAAAUGUUAUAUUAUCUUACUGAAACCAGAGAAGAAUACGAAAAAGAAUAUGAUGGGAAAGGGGCACUAAAACCGUCCUGAAAUUUUAAUCUAAUAGGGUGCCUCUUGCAGUUUUACAUCACUUGUUAAUCACCAUCAAGUUGACAUUUAGCUUUGUUUUAUCGAGGACAUGCAUUGUACCUUUGCAUUAUUUCGCCCAUUUUUUAAUUUCAUUUGUGACAUUGCAUGUUGAGAUGACAGCAUUUAAUACAAAUAUAUAAAUAUGUAGUUGACAAUACUUCAUUUGACAGGAUUCAAGAGUCUUUAUUUGUUGCUUAAGCAUCCACUAUCUGCUGGUUAUUAUACGAUUUAAUGACAUCCUAAUGAAAAUGCCAAAUGAUACCUCUGUGGUUGAGGUCAAGGUAAUUAUUAAUCACACUCUUGUAAAUUAUUAGACAGUGUACCAACACCUUUUAGUGAUUUGUUCAAUACUAAGUGCUGUAGUUGAGGUCUAUGAAAAUAUUUAUGAAACAGUUGGCCUCAUGGCAUCCUGAUAGUCAAUGCUAAAGCCAACCACAUGUGACACAUUAAUGUAAUGUUAACAUAUAAAGCUGAAGAGUGCUUCACAAGUUUGAUAACCUGCUCUGGCAUGCUCAUGACAGGAUAUGUUGUUUUGUGUUGUUUUUGUUAAGUUCUAACAACAAAGAGAUCUCAAACUAAUAAUUCGUUCCUGAUUUUGAUAAAUUUGUGCAGUUUAUAAAAUUGUGAUCUAACAAUAAAUUCUACUGUUUCAUGGGCUUAACUAGUUUGCAGUGGCGGUUCUGCAUUGAAUUACUUCCCGGGCGAGUAGACAGAGUACUAUAACCCUGCUGUACAAUUACAGCGGGCGCCCAACAAAGACUACAUUGGACUACAUAUGCAAGAGAAAGUUUGUUCUACUAUAAAGCACACUAUACAUACAGUUAUACCAGUGUAACUGUAACCCAAUAAACCUGAAACAUCACCUGGUCAACAAUAACCCCGUAACUUGCAUGCAGCUGACAUUCAGAAUUAACCUGGCAGGUAUCACACUGCGGCUCAUUCAUUUUUUUAUGAUGUUAUUCACCUCAUUAUUUCCUGAAUGUUAAUGGGAUAAAUAAAUAAAUAAAAGUAAUAAGUAAAUAAAUCUGGCCCCCUAACAUAUUUUUAUGUUAGUGAAGUUAAU
This is a messenger RNA of Scatophagus argus, 3815 nucleotides long. Its product is annotated as extracellular calcium-sensing receptor-like. Gene Ontology annotation, molecular function: G protein-coupled receptor activity. The record is from RefSeq and is a predicted model, not a curated record. Gene Ontology annotation, cellular component: membrane. Gene Ontology annotation, biological process: G protein-coupled receptor signaling pathway. The transcript is spliced from 6 exons. NCBI's taxonomy places the organism in Eukaryota, Metazoa, Chordata, Actinopteri, Scatophagidae. Bases 90 to 2702 code for a protein of 870 amino acids.